ACGACACCAUGGCGAAUCCGCUUGCCCAUAUCAAUAUUCGGACCUACGACACCACCUGUCCGCGCACGGACCCUUUGCCAUCCAUCCAGGAGGGCAGCUUAACUAUUUGGCCGGUGCUGCAGUCGUCUGACUCGUCUUUCGGGGCUGAGGUGUUUGGUGUGGAGUGGGAGAACCCGAUUCCGGAUGAGUUAGUGGCCCAGUUGAUAUCUCUCCAAGACCGGUACGGCGUGCUCAUCUUCCGCGAAACCGGACUCGACAAUGCGCGCCAUAUUGCCUUUUCGCAGCAGCUUGGGGAUAAGCUGGAGAUUAACCCGUUCUUCUAUGGUCGGGAAAAUGACCGCUUAAGAGAGCCGCUCCUAUUUGACGUGGGGAACAUCGAACUCGACGGCACUCUCGUCAAACGCGACAGCCGUCGCUGGCACCAUAGCCUAGGCAACGCCCUGUGGCAUACCGACUCCUCCUACCACAAACAACGCUCCAAAUACUCCCUCCUCCUCUCCCACGGUAACCCCGUCCACGGCGGCUCCUGGACCCAUUUCGCCGACACCCGUCGCGCUUACGCCGAUCUGUCCCCCGAAAAGAAAUCCCAGCUGGAAGACCUAGUCGUCGAACACGAUCUCUGGCACUCCCGCAAACUCGCCUCGCCCAUAAUCUACGGCUCUCCACUCCCGCACGAACUCGCCGCGAAACCACCCGCAUUCCAUAAACUGGUGCAGAUUGCUCCGGACGGACGCAAGACGCUGUAUUUGGCGGCCCAUGCGAAACGGAUUGUGGGGUGGGAGGUGGAGGAGAGUCAGCGGUUGAUUUGGGAGCUCAUUGAGCAUUGUACGCAGCCGCAGUAUGUGUUUAGUAUGGAGUGGUUGGGAGGGGGGGAUAUGGUUUGGUGGGAUAAUCGGCAGUCGAUGCAUCGGGCGAAUCCGUAUACGGAUGAGAUGACGGCGAGGGAUGUGCGGAGGUCGACGGUUGUGGAUGAUAGGCCGGAGGCAUUUGGGUUG
Molecule: messenger RNA, 995 nt
Organism: Aspergillus ibericus CBS 121593
Lineage: Eukaryota; Fungi; Ascomycota; Eurotiomycetes; Eurotiales; Aspergillaceae
Product: TauD/TfdA dioxygenase family protein
Exons: 5
Molecular function (GO): oxidoreductase activity
Source: RefSeq, a predicted model, not a curated record